CCACCAGUCCCGUUGUAAUUUAAUCGGUAAGAGCUUGCAAUCGCUCGUCGCUCAGGCGGUUGGCUUCUCGUCUCGGAUUUUCUAAUGCAUACCAGAUCACCAUGAAUCGCUUUCUUGCCAGAAAGAAGGAGAAGAAGAGGCAGCCGGAGCCGAAACCCCAAAUCGAUCUGACCACAGCCCUACCUGCCGCCGAUGAUUUUCGCACGAGUCUGAUCAUGCCCGGUCUGUCGACGCGCUUCAGCAUGCUGAGAGAGCAGGACGAUCCCAGCUCCAAGAUCGGAAAGGCAAGCGAUGACAGUGUCUUGGUUCCAAAGCGCCAAUCUCGCCUCCACGAGUUUGGGUUUGCCCCAGGAGGUCUAUCAGAUAUUGCUGAGGUCUCUUCACUCCACGGAUCAUCCCGUCGCCUUCCUUCCGAACGGAAAGGUUCAUACGACAGCCACGCCACGGACGAUGGAGCUUCCAGUGUCAUGAGCCGGUCCAGACCCGGAGAGGGCAACGUUUUGUUCGGCGGAAGGCAAAAGGUGUACAAACUCUCCAACACUGGGACAUCGCAGGGGAAACAGCUGUACGAUGACGACGUACACCUGUCAUACUUUCAGAAGAUGCGGUUGCAAGAGAAGGAGAGGCUCGCUGCCCAAGAGGCAUUGGAGCGCAACAGCACAACCGAAGAAGCAACGAGUCCGGGUAAAGAUGUCUUCUCCCCUUCGGCGGACGGCUUUACCAAGCGAAGAGAGACAUCCUCCUCGACCAACUCUGGCAGCAAUGCUCGCAUAUCGACUGCCGCUACCUCCAUUGCUUCCCAAGGUGCCGGGGCUAUCGCCACCGCUGCGCCGGCAUCACCUACCGAGCUUACCCGCACCACUACCAAGGUACGGAGACUUUACGAUCAAGGUCUCGAUCAACAGCUGCAUGAGCAACAGUCCUCUGCUAUCAACCGCCUGAAUUCCAUACAACGCGCUCGCGGGCCGGGCGGUAGAGCAACGCCUCCCUUGCUGUAUACUCAGUCUCGAUCCGCAACGAACCUCAACGAUCGCUUCAAUCGCGCCCCUUCGCGCACGGAAAGUCCCACCUUUUCCCACAGCCCCGCAUUCCCACCGACCCGCGAGGUCCAAUCAGAUGCAUCGAGUCCGACGUUGUCCAGACCACAAUCGCCCAGUCUUUUGGGUCCCUUGAGCCCGCUGAGCAACUACAGUGAAGAGAACCAGACUUUGAACACUGCGUUGCAGUACCAGGACCGUGGGAAAGCAACGGCAAUGGGUGCUUUUAACAAACCGAAGCAAGCCUUCAGCGAGGAACAGUAUGCAGAGCGUACAAAGCGAAUGCAACAAGAACGCGAUGCUUCAACACCAAAGCUGGAGUAUCCCCGUAAGAUGUCUUUGAGGGAGCGUGCUGAAAUGGAAAAGCGGAAACGCGCUGGCGCCGGUUCUCCUGAGCAAUCAUCGCCCGCACCAACUGCUUUCUCCAUGUUCCAAUCAGCGGCGACGCAAAUGAGGGCUUCUCCGACAGAUCAGCCUCCCGUACCACCCAAGCCAACAUCCGACACCAUUCAAUCGCCCGAUUCCCAAACAGGCGCUACAUUCCUGACCUCUGCAGGAUCCACCGAUGACGAAGGAGAGGUAACUCCGCCCCUAGCCCUCAAGAUUACGGAUCGAGGACGCAAGUUGGAAAACUUGCCCACGGCAACAGGACCAGCACCCCCGAUUCUCGAGCAUCCCGCCCUUAGGUCGCGAAGCAAUUCUGGACCCAAAGACCACAUGGAACCCCCAGCUGUGCUUGAACCUGUGCAAACAGAUGCUCCUGCACCACUUCAAACAGAGACGGCCACAGAGUCCAAAGACCCGGAUGUUGAUUCGCCCACUCUUGGUCCUAACGGUGGUGGUCUCAGCGGUCUGGUACGACAGCAUCUGCGCAACGUGAGCAAUGUUUCCUCGGUUUACGACGAUAACCAGAGUGUCCUGAGCCCCCCGCCAACCCAAACACAGCAUGUGGGCUUACAGCGACGUCAACCCGCCUCCGAGGCAGACAGCCUCACGUAUUCGGGCUACAGUCACUCCAAUCCGUGGGAUCUUGAUGACAUCGAGAGCAACCCGUAUUAUGCCGACCGAGGAAGCAUGAGUUCAGUCAGCCCCACAUCGGAGAUGCCCAAACAAACGUUGCCACAGCCCACCAAUUUGGUCAUGUCGCCUACCGAGAGCACAUUCCCAAAGGAUGAUGAGAAGACACAUCAACGCGGCCGCAGCACCGAAGAGCAUGAGGCGUUGCAGAGUGAUCUUGCUAAACGCCAACGUGCUAUCCAGCAAAGCCUUCGAGCCAAGGCCGAGGGACGAUCGACCAGUCCUGCUCCCGCUCCCCCAACUUCGUCUGGCGGUCUCAAGAAUGCUCUUAAUAUGCUUCGUGCCAAAUCUAGCAGAGAAUCAUUUGCCACUGUUGACACCCAUCGUACAGUAGACGGCUCUGGAAAGCCCCUGAAAAAGUUCGGGCUGGGCGCGAACGCCAAUGGAAGCAACAUUUCUCUAGGCAGCGAAGCCAGCCGACGACCUCUGCGCAUGCGUCAGCAGAGCGAGACCAGGCAGCGGUCUGCGGCGGAGGAGAGCACCAACAGCAGAUCGCGAUCUUCGAGAGAGCGAUCGACCUCGCCUACGUCCACAGCACGAUCUGCCAGCCGCCCACGCACUUUGUACCGCGACGAUCUGGGGCAGUCCAUGGCAGAGGGUGUGAGUGUAACCCGAUCCAGCGUGUAUCCGGUCAACGAUAUCCCGUCCAUGCCUGGCUUUGCGGCCAACGCGACUCAACCUUUACCGAUGGAUAAACCCUCGCCGGACAAGCAAAAGAGACUGCGAUCACGAAGCAAUAGUCGUACUGCCGCUGGAAAGCACCUUCAGCCUAUCCAGAUUGGUCACGAAGGAAGCCUCAGCCCGAAGCCGCUUCAAUUUUCGCCUGGUCUUCCGGUUUCACCCCGUCCUUCACCUGGUGGGCCGAGUCCCAACAUGAAUGCUUUCCGUCCACAGGGCUCGCCUGUGCCCCCGUUCUCCGCAAGCAACACUCCACCAGUCUCCAAUCCGGGGACCCCCGUUGGGUCUGCUUUUGGCUCAAAGAGUGUAGUUCCUCCACCCAUGUUGAAAACUGGCACGUUACGUAAGAAGUCGAUUGCCAAGGCAGACAUUGGAGAUCCACGUCUUGUUUCUACCACCUCGGUGAUUGACACCAUCAGUCUGGCUGACGCCUCUAUCAAGAACAGCAUGAUACACUCUGCACCGCCUGUCCCUCCGAUCAAUCCCAUGAGGCGACGUGUCGGUACCGGAAAAUCCGAGUAUUUUGAUCCUGCGGUGCAGCAUGGUCUCGAGCCACCGGAGAGCCCAAUCACCAGCUCCGGUCGGGCAAAUUCCUCGGAUGCAGUUCCAAGCCAAUCCAAUUUCUCAAAGCCAAUGCUGAGGAGCGCAGCCAGCGAAGGCAAGAGCCUUCGCGGACUGGCUCGGUCUCAGACGGACAGCGUGGCAGUAACAAGCCCGCCAGUGCCAUCCGUGCCCUUCGGUCGUAACAACUCACCACCUCGCCCCAUUUACGACCAACCAAUCGCCCAGAAAAACAUGGAUGGGGCCAUGUUCUGA
Periconia digitata is the source of this 3608-nucleotide messenger RNA. The record is from the annotation of a GenBank genome assembly. NCBI's taxonomy places the organism in Eukaryota, Fungi, Ascomycota, Dothideomycetes, Pleosporales, Periconiaceae.